Boeremia exigua is the source of this 2747-nucleotide messenger RNA. Its product is annotated as YjeF-related protein N-terminus-domain-containing protein. Gene Ontology annotation, biological process: deadenylation-independent decapping of nuclear-transcribed mRNA; P-body assembly. Gene Ontology annotation, cellular component: P-body. NCBI's taxonomy places the organism in Eukaryota, Fungi, Ascomycota, Dothideomycetes, Pleosporales, Didymellaceae. The transcript has 2 exons. Gene Ontology annotation, molecular function: mRNA binding. The coding region runs from base 94 to 2466 and encodes 790 amino acids. The record is from RefSeq and is a predicted model, not a curated record.
GCUCGGACGCACGACCACACCUCCCACCGCCAGUUCCGGAGAGGUCGUCAAAACCAGCAUCCCCAAAGCUCUCGUCCGAACGCCCUAGCAACCAUGGCGUCGGAUUUCAUCGGUAUCUCGGUCAUUGUGACUCUGCAGAACCCGCCAAACACGCUCGUACACGGCGUGGUCGCGGCUGUUAACCCGCAGAAUGCCACUUUGACCCUGCAGGAUGUGUACUUUCCUGCAAGCGGCCACCGCCUCAACUCGUACAACGUCGAGGGCCACGCCAUCGCCGACAUCAAGGUCAACGUGCCUGCGCCGACGCCCGUUCCUGCCGCCCAGCACCAUCCUGCGCCUCGCUCGAACCCCCAGUCGUAUGCUCAGUAUCCGUCGAGCCAUGUGCAGCAGCCCCCGCGCCCACCAGCCCAGCAAUAUGGUGGCCAGCCGGUUAUGCAACAUCCCGCCCAGGGUGUCCGCCAGCCCGCGCCACAGCCCAUAGCCCGCGCACAGCCAGCAGCGUUUGUCGACCCUGCGAUUCUUAGCAUGGGAAAGCGAGCGCCACAGGCUCAAGCCUCCAACCUCGCUGCGACUUCCUUGCCUCAAGAAGCGCCUGCCACACCCAUAAAGCCUGCUACUGCUACCACUGCCGCGCCUCCAGCCAAAACCUCGUCUCCCUUCACUGGACAGGCAAAGCGAGGCAGCAUCAGAAAGCAAAGUGCCGCGACCCUGGCUGGCCCGUUCUCGUCCCUCGAUAUCGCGGAUGCGGAGGAGGCCGACAGCGAGACAAAGGCAGCCAUGCCGACAGUGCGCCGCGCAAGCAUCAACAAGACUAGGAACGGCAAGCCUAUGGAGGACGUGAGCCCACAGAAGAACGAUGAUGGCGGCAAGAGGACGAGGAGGGGCGGCAAGUCCCGCAAGAAGGAGCUUGCGGCUCAGGAAAGGAGGAAUGGCAGUGAAAAUUCUACCAAGGGCAAUGGUUGGAGAAGCACACCGAUGCUCCAGUCCGUCGAGGAGCCACAGACGCGCACCCCAGGUGUGAUCGCCGGCAGAGUUGGGCUAGAAGCAGCAAACGCCUCGGUGCGCAAGUCGCGGCGCCAGAGAGAGCUUGAGGCUACGAACGGAUGGGCCACAGAAGAUGCUACCGAUGUCCAAGACAUGCCUGAAUUCGAUUUUCAAGCUAACCUCUCGAAGUUCGAUAAACGCACUGUUUUCGACCAGAUUCGAACCGAAGACACGACCGCAGACGAAGACCGUCUUGUGAGCUUCAAUCGACUCGCCCGACCAGGAACACAUGGUGGCAAGAACUUGCACCCUACAGAGAACGUGUUGGACAGCGCGAAGCUGAAGAGCACAACGAACACAAGCUCCGAGGACGACUCGGAUCUUGGCAGCCGCAACUCCCGACGCGCAAUGUCCCGAGCUUCUGUUUCUACGAAGAAGGCGCCAACGCGCCAGGGCAGUGGCAUUCAGGCCAGUCAUUUAGAGAUGCUGGGCUCGGGACUGCUGCCACGAACAAACCGCUCCCUCAUUGGUACUCAGUAUGCAUCCUCACACGGUGCUACUGGAAGCCCGAAACUGGGGAAGAUCGCCACGCCCCCAGACUCACUGUUCGAUUCGAGCCUGAGAGGAUGCCUCCGCCUUGUUACAAACAACCGCAAAUGUCAUACCGUCACGCCCGGUGGCAUGCUUGCAGUCGAAGAGAUGGCUGAAGUCGAGUUUGGUCUUUCUGAAGAGCUCGUUGCUGAGAGCGCCGGGCGCGGUAUUGCGGAAAUCACCCUCAAGGCUAUCAACCCUGGUGGUCAGCGCCUUGCUCGUGAGAACCCCAACGCACGCCCUGUCAUUGUCGUACUUGCUGGAAACCACCGUGGUGGCGCGCGAGCCAUCGCGGCCGCGCGGCACCUCCUUGCUCGCGGACCGAAGGUCAUGGUUGCCAUGCUCGGCUUCGAGCGCAACGCAGACUGGGAUCGCGACGUACGACGGCAAGUGGAUCUAUUCAAGAAGUUUGGCGGCUCGGUGCGCGCUUGGUCUGACACCGAGGGCGCACUGAAGCGCCUUCACGCACCGCCUGAGCUCAUCAUCGAUGCGCUUCUCGGACGACACAAGGAGUUUGACGCCCUUGGCGAGACCGACAGGGCUACUGUCCUCAGCAUUGUCGGCUGGGCAAAUAAGUCUCGCGCUGCUGUACUUGCUGUCGAGACGCCAUCGGGUGUCGCUGGAUCAACGGGCGAGGUCGCCAUACUGGAAGGCGAGCCACUGGAGGUCAGGGCCAAAUACAUUGUGUGUCUCGGUGCACCCAGGAGCGGAUUGGUCCGUGCGUUACAGAACGGUGCUGGUCGCGAUCCGGCAUGGAGUAUUUGGCUGGUUGACAUUGGUGUCAACAAGCCAUGGCGGAAUGCUGGAAUCAGCGGAGGGAAGGGGAUAAAAUUUGACGAGCACUGGGUUGUACAAGCAAGGUUUAUGGAGGAUAACGAUGGCAAAGCCUGAGUUGGUGCUUUGUGGGGGUUUGAUUACAUACAUUGCGCUGGCGUUGGGUGUGGGUUUGAAGCGUUGGAUCACGCUGCUGAAAGGACGGAAACUCUAGAUACCAAAGGCCAGGAAGGCAUCACUAAGUAACUGCGACACUCAAUAUGUUUACUAUCACGUCGCCUAUUCGGCGUCCUCAAAGUGGGAGCUCGUGCAACCUCGGAAAGUGCCACAUUCGUUUCCCACCUCGUCUCACUCAUGUUGGCGUUGAACGUUUGGACACGUUAACCGCGCCUUUUUUG